Paraglomus brasilianum is the source of this 456-nucleotide messenger RNA. Lineage: Eukaryota; Fungi; Glomeromycota; Glomeromycetes; Paraglomerales; Paraglomeraceae. The record is from the annotation of a GenBank genome assembly.
GGGGCGAUAUUCCUGGCCAUGUUAAGCGCUUUGAGCAGGAAAACAAAUACAAAAACAUUCCCUACUCCAAAUUUGGUUCCUGGUGCUUGGCAUCUCCUCUAUGAUAAGCCUUCUCAUACUUUCACUAUAAAAAGGUCAGAUGGAGAAGAUCAACAUAUUGAGUUGUCGAAAUGCAAGUUUGGGUUUACAAUCGGAGAUGGGGAUGAAUUAGAGAAACUUCUUCAAGAGGCACAGGUGAAAAUGGCAAUGGCAGACAUUAAGGUGGCAGAGGGAAGAUUGGAAGAAGAGGAAUUGAAAAGUGUGGAUCGUGAACAAAGGCACAAGAGCUUGGAAAGAAAGUGUAAGCAUGAAGAGGUAGAAGAUUUGAAUUGGAAGAUAAUGUUUUGGAAUGAGCAAAGACACAUGGAUAAAGUCAACAAAUUUAGACAGGAUCUUUAUGCACUGAUAGGUGAUUGA